Formica exsecta is the source of this 2514-nucleotide messenger RNA. Its product is annotated as probable ATP-dependent RNA helicase DHX35. NCBI's taxonomy places the organism in Eukaryota, Metazoa, Arthropoda, Insecta, Hymenoptera, Formicidae. Bases 201 to 2252 code for a protein of 683 amino acids. The transcript is spliced from 12 exons. The record is from RefSeq and is a predicted model, not a curated record. Gene Ontology annotation, cellular component: intracellular anatomical structure; catalytic step 2 spliceosome. Gene Ontology annotation, molecular function: RNA binding; ATP binding.
UUUAAGCGACAAAGCAAGAGCCAUCUAUCAUACGAGUGAAAACUUGCCAUUGUAAUUGUUUAGACUUUAGACAAUAUAUUAGACACUUGCAUAGUACUGACAUGCAAUUAUAUUUAAUUGUAUUUUAUUUGAACAAUUUAUAAUUCUUCGUUUAAUGAUAUAAAAAUUUUCUCUUAAAACGUGUGUUUCAAAUUCUGAAAAUGUUGCGGCCGUUUUUCUCCAAACCAGGAGAAAGUACGUGGCAAGAGGAUAAGCCUGAUAUCGAUGCCCAUUCGUCAACACAAUUUGUUUACAAUGCGCAUCAUUCACUUGCACUUGACAUGCAGCGUCAACGAUUGCCUAUAUUUAAAAAUAAGGAUCAUAUUAUUUAUUUAUUGGAGAAAUAUCAGACUUUGGUUCUAGUGGGCGAAACAGGCUGUGGUAAAAGCACACAAGUGCCUCAGUACCUUCUUGAAGCAGGAUGGUGCGCAGACGGAAAAAAGAUUGGCAUCACGGAACCCAGAAGAGUCGCAGCCACCUCUCUAGCGAAUCGCGUGGCCGACGAACGCAAUUGUAUUCUAGGGACCACUGUCGGUUAUUGCAUACGCUUCGAUGAUUAUACCGAUGAAACGACCAAGAUUAAGUACAUGACAGAGGGUAUUCUUCUAAGAGAAUUAAUGAGUGACCCGUUAUUGACAAGCUAUUCAGUUAUUAUCUUAGACGAAGUGCAUGAGAGAACGCUCUUAACUGAUAUUAUAAUGGGAUUACUGAAAAAAAUAAUCAGGAAACGGAAGAGUAUGAGAAUUAUCGUCUCAUCGGCGACAGUUGACGCGGAGGAACUUCGAGACUUCUUUAAUAUAAAUACGACCAAAGACUCGAGCAAAGAUAGCGCUAUUAUAAUGAGCGUCGAGGGGCGAUUAUAUCCGGUAGAUGUUUUCUUUUUGAAAGAGCCAGUGGCAAAUUACGUUAACGGCGUAGUAGACACCGUUCUAAAAAUACAUGAAAUGGAAGAAUCGGGCGACAUCCUGACGUUUCUCACGGGACUCGAUGAAGUCGAUCAAGCCGUCUCUCUCUUGUCGGAACAUGCGAAGCUCAUAAAAGACGGUAAACAGAAACUGAUUCCAUUGCCGAUGUACGGAUCGCUUCCAAAUGCCGAACAGCUGAAGGUGUUCUGGAGAGUCGCCAAAGACACUCGCAAAGUUAUCGUAGCGACUAACAUUGCGGAAACGUCUAUCACCAUUCCAAAUAUCGUUUAUGUAAUCGAUUGCGGUUUCGUCAAGAUACCCUGGUUUGAAGCGGAAACACAGACGAAUAGUCUUGUUAUCGUACCCGUAUCGAAAGCUUCCGCCGACCAACGAGCCGGCCGCGCAGGUCGCAUUCGCACAGGAAAAGCAUUUAGAUUAUAUACGGAAGAAGCUUAUGCUGGAUUGUUCGAGGCUACUCCACCGGAAAUGCAACGAUCGGAUUUAGCGCCGGCAAUUCUGCAAUUGAAAGCACUGGGCAUCGACAACGUGUUGCGAUUCAAUUUUCCAUCUGCGCCGCCAAGCAAGAAUUUAGUCACGGGAUUAGAGUUGCUUUACGCAUUAGGUGCAAUCGACAAUAACGGCGAUUUAACGACACCGUUAGGCUUGACGAUGGCGGAGAUGCCUUUGGAACCAGUGUUGGCAAAAUCCUUAAUCGUCUCUGGUGAAAUGGGAUGUUCUGUUGAGAUCACAACGAUAUUAGCCAUGCUGCAAGUACAAAAUAUUUUUAUACAACCCGGUGGAGGACAAGCGGCUCUAAAAGCGAGAAUAGCGCAUCGCAAGUUUGAGGUGGAAGAGGGAGAUCUUCUUACUUUUCUAAAUGUCUAUACAGCUUUUGAACAGAAUAAAACGCCUGCCUGGUGCCAGAAAUAUUUUCUCAAUCACAAAGCUUUGCGGAGAGCCACAGAAAUUCGCAUGCAGAUGCAUAAGAUGUUGAAACGUUUGGACAUUUCGCUAACUUCUUGCAAUGGAAAUGUUCAACAAAUUCUCAAGUGUCUGACAGCUGGUCUUUUUCCUAAAGCGGCAUAUUUACACUAUACAGGUGUGUACAGAACAGUUCGAGGUAACAAGGAUUUAUAUAUUCAUCCAAAUAGCUGCUUGUAUACUCUGCAACAACCGCAAUGGUUAUUGUUUUGCGAAAUUUUGCAAACAAAUAAAACUUAUAUGAAGGAUUUGACUGUUAUUCAACCAGAAAUGUUAUUGGAAGCAGCUCCACAUUUUUAUGAAAGUACCUCUAUUGAAUCUGUUUAGAAUAUCACGAGCGAGUAAGCAAAAAUGUACAUAAGCAAAAGUAUCAUGUAACAUAAUAUGUAAAAAAUUGUCUAUUUAUAAUGGAUGUAAAAACACAAAAUGUGAUAUAUUUCAAGUUCACAGUUGCAUUUCAGUGUAAAGUAUAUGAAAUUGUAUUCAUGACCUUUUAUAUUUCAUAAUUAUUUAAUGUAAAAGAAUAAAAAACUAUGAGUCUUUUGUAUCUCAGUUAAUAAUAAAUAAUUUUAAAUCUUACGUAUAUAUA